Molecule: messenger RNA, 2673 nt
Organism: Quercus lobata
Lineage: Eukaryota; Viridiplantae; Streptophyta; Magnoliopsida; Fagales; Fagaceae
Exons: 4
Coding region: 1-2673 (890 amino acids)
Source: RefSeq, a predicted model, not a curated record
AUGGUGGCCAAUGAAGCUUGGCUCCAGCUCUUCCCCGAAGCCAAAGUAUUCCACAUUUCGAUGUCGGCAUCAGACCAUUGUUUGUUGGCUUUAUCCCUGAACAAGAAUCAGCAGCAGAAGAAAAGGAAAAAGAGAUUCAUGUUUGAAGCAAUGUGGGUGAGAGAGGCAGAGUGCAAAGAAAUUGUGGAUACGGCUUGGAAUUUGCAUACAGAGGAGGCUGCUAUGUCUGUCCAAGAUAGGCUCAAAAGGUGUCAAAGGAAGAAAUCAUGUGGAACCAGCGAUUCUCGGGUACUCUGGCUACAGAACGGAGAUAGGAAUACAAAAUUUUUCCACGCUUCCGCCAGCCAAAGACAGCGGAGAAAUAGGAUUGGAGGCUUAAUGGAUGAGGAAGGCAUUUGGCAAGAGGAACAGGGAGCAACAGAGAAGAUCAUUCUGGAAUAUUUUUCUUCGAUAUUUAGUUCCGACCAUCCUUCAUGUUUUGAAGCAAGCUUGGAGGCUGUGGGCGAAAAGGUGACACCUGAGAUGAACGAUGUGCUGCUGGGAAAUUUUAAAGCGGAUGAGGUUUGGCAUGCGCUCCAACAAAUGCACCCCACGAAAUCUCGGAUGGUUUUAGCGAAUAGAUUGAAAAGGAUUCUUAAUGAGGUGAUCACUGAUGCACAGAGUGCCUUUGUACCGAGGCGACUAAUAUCGGAUAAUGUAGUGGUGGUGUUCGAAACUAUGCACACAAUUGGUAAAAGGAAGAAAGGGAAGGAAGGUUUAAUGGCCAUUAAAUUGGACAUGAGCAAAGCCUACGAUCGGGUAGAAUGGGGCUAUCUUGAGGCCAUUAUGAGAAAGAUGGGUUUUAGCGAGAGAUGGAUAUCUCUUGUCAUGAUGUGCGUUACAACGGUGUCCCAUGAGAUUCUUAUCAAUGGUGAACCAAGAGGGAAAAUCACACCAUCUAGGGGGCUUCGCCAAGGCGACCCCAUCUCCCCUUAUUUGUUCCUUUUGUGUGAGGAAGGGUUGUCGGCGUUGAUUAGAAAGAUGGAGGCUAUGGGGCUGCUAAGGGGAGUGGGGGUGAGUAAACAAGCUCCGAUGGUUUCGUACCUCUUCUUUGCGGACGAUAGUAUAAUAUUUUGUAGAGCUACAAUGGAGGAAUGCAAGCAGGUGGCAGAGGUUUUGGAUACCUAUGAGAAGGAGUCGGGGCAAAAGAUCAACAAGGAUAAAACGUCCUUGUUUUUCAGCAAGAACACAAGGGCGGAUAUCCAAGAUGGGGUGAAGAACAUGUUCGGUGCGCAGAUUGUACAACAACAUGAGAAGUAUUUGGGUUUACCUCCGAUGGUGGGAAGGGGCAAGAAAAAGGCUUUCAAUCGUAUCAAAGACCAAGUAAGCAGAAAAAUAGCGAGGUGGAAGGGGAAGUUACUGUCCAAUGCCGGUAGGGAAGUCCUGAUAAAGGCCGUUGCACAAGCCACCCCUACCUACACCAUGAAUUGUUUCAAGCUUCCUGAUACUUUGUGCUCGGAGAUAAACUCUUUGGUUGGGGGUUUCUGGUGGGGGAAGAAGGAAAGUGCUCGGAAGAUAGCUUGGGUUUCGUGGGAAAACUUGUGCAAACCAAAAAAGGACGGGGGUAUGGGCUUUCUAGACUUGAAAGCAUUCAAUCUUGCGCUUCUGGCCAAACAAGGUUGGAGGAUUCAGCAGAGACCUGAUUCUCUAAUCCACAGAGUGCUCAAAGCGAAGUAUUUUGCAAAAACUUCUUUUUUGGAUGCUCAGGUGGGGAAAAGACCCUCCUACAUAUGGAGAAGCUUGAUGGCAGCCAAACCGGUGCUUAGGGAUGGGGUUAGAUGGUGUGUGGGUGACAGAAAGAGCAUCAAGAUCUGGGAAGAUGCGUGGCUUACUUCUUUGGGGUCAGGCAGAAUCAUUUCACCUAGGCCUACAAUGGAUGUUGGUGAGUGCGUGGCCAACCUGAUUGCACACAAUAAAGCAGAAUGGAAAAGUGAUUUGGUAAGAAGCAUCUUCCUCCCUAUAGAAGCAGAGGCCAUCCUAAGCAUUCCCUUAAGUUCCAUGAACCCGGUUGACUCCCAAGUGUGGGCUUUUACCCCCAAUGGCACCUUAUCUGUCAAGAGUGCUUACAAAGUGGCUGUCCGGUACCUUGAGGUCUCUAAGGGAAAUGAUGGCAGACCUGGAUGCUCGGAUACAUCCCAUAUGGAGAUGAUUUGGAAGCUGGUUAUUUUGGAGGACAAUUGUGACUUGUGUGGGGAGUGUGAGUCUUCAGGUCAUAUUCUAUGGGGGUGUAGAGUAGCAAGAGAAGCUUGGAGCGAGACAAAGUUCAGGAUUGGCAGUCUAAACCGCCCCCCUAAGGAUUUCAUUGAUGUGGUUUGGCUGCUCAUGACAUCUUCAGGGGAGAAGGUCUGGGAGAAGUUUGCUGUCACGGCAUGGCUACUGUGGAAUAACAGAAAUUCUGUCAGGUUUGGGGGUACAUGUAAGAGUGGAAAGACCAUUGAAAGGGAAGCAAGGAAGUAUGUGAAAGAGUUCCGUGUAGCAUGGCUGCCUGAGAGCCAAAAAACUCAACCAGCCACUUGGGUUCAUCAUUGGACCCCUCCCCCUCAAGGUAUGUAUAAGGCAAACGUUGAUGCUGCUGUGUUUAAGGAGCAGAGGUGCUGUGGAAUUGGUGUGGUAAUUAGAAAUGACAAAGGCUAG